CCUCAGCUGCUGAGGAGGCAGCUUAGGAAGAAGUUGUUGGUGGAGAGCGCGAGUCGGGUUAGGAUACUUUAUUUGAGGGGGUGGAGAGAAGCUUUCUUUUUAAAUUUAUAGUUUUUUUUUUUAAACAAAUCCCGCAGUUUGGGUGAGAGGUAGAGAGGCGGGGGGUGGAAAGGGAAUUGUUUUUCCCCCCCGUUGGCCAUUCAGUAGGGCGGGCAACUUUCAAAGAUUUUAAUUAUUUUAUGCAGUAGUGGUGUAUGUGUCUCUUGACUCUGUAAUCUAUAUCUGUAGAGGGAGCCUGGAUGUGUAUAUUUCGCCACAAUGCCCAUCUUACUUUUCCUCUUAGACACGUCCGCGUCUAUGAACCAGCGUACUUAUUUGGGAAUCACAUAUCUCGACGUUGCAAAGGGUGCUGUUGAGAUAUUCAUGAAGCUGCGUGCCCGAGACCCCUCGAGUAGGGGUGACAGAUACAUGCUAGUAACCCUCGAUGAGCCGCCCUACGGCAUUAAGGCCGGCUGGAAGGAGAACCACGCGACGUUCAUGAGCGAGCUCAAGAACCUGCAGGCCACGGGUCUCACCACGCUGGGACAGGCGCUCAAAUCCGCCUUCGACCUCCUCAACCUCAACCGCCUCGUCUCCGGCAUCGACAACUACGGGCAGGGACGCAAUCCGUUUUUCCUGGAGCCUGCGAUCGUCAUCACGAUAACGGACGGGAGCAAGUUGAGUAACGGCUCAAGCGUACAAGAUGAGCUCCAGUUGCCGCUGUCAUCGCCGCUGCCAGGCAGCGAGCUGACGAAGGAGCCGUUCCGCUGGGACGAGCGUCUGUUUGCGCUGGUGCUGCGCCAGCCUGGCAGCACGGCGAGCGAGCCCGAGCAGCUGGGCAGCGUGCCGCUCGACGACUCGCCCAUCACGCCCAUGUGCGACGUCACCGGGGGCCGCUCGUACUGCGUGCGAACCCAGCGGAUGCUGAACCAGUGUUUGGAGUCGCUGGUGCAGAAGGUGCAGAGCGGCGUGGUCAUUCACUUUGAGAAGGUCGGGCCGGACCCACCUCCCGUGUCCGAGGAUGGCGGAGCAGACUUGUUGCGUACCACAGCCUCGUGCUCCCCGCUGCCCUGGCACAGUUGCCACCGCCUCAUCUACGUGAGGCCCAACCCCAAGACGGGAGUCCCCAUCGGCCACUGGCCCGUACCCGAGGCCUUCUGGCCCGACCAGAACAUCCCGGCGCUGCCCCCGCGCACGGCGCACCCCGUGGUCAAGUUCUCGUGCACGGACGGCGAGCCCAUGGUGAUCGACAAGCUCCCGUUCGACAAGUACGAGCUGGAGCCCUCGCCUCUCACGCAGUUCAUCCUCGAGCGCAAGUCUCCGCACACCUGUUGGCAGGUGUUUGUGAGCAACAGCGGCAAGUACAGCGAGUUGGGACACCCCUUCGGUUACCUGAAGGCCAGCACCUCGCUCACCUGCGUCAACCUCUUCGUUAUGCCCUACAACUUCCCCAUGCUGCUUCCGCUCCUGGAUGACCUCUUCAAGGUGCACAAGCUGAAGCCUCCAGUGAAGUGGCGACAGUCCUUUGACAGCUACCUAAAGACGAUGCCUCCCUACUACCUGGGGCCCCUAAAGAAAGCCUUGCGGAUGAUGGGUGCUCCUAACCUGAUAGCGGAGAACGUGGAGUUUACGCUUAGCUACAGCGUCAUCACCUACCUCAAGAAGCUGAGUCAACAGGCCAAGCUCGAGUCGGAGCGCGUGAUCAGCUCCGUGGGCAAGCGGGCGCCGCAGGAGGCCGGCCUCAAGGUGCGGACGCGCACCGCGGCCGGCAGCGGCGGCACCACGGCCGCCUCCUCCUCGCAGCGCCGGGAGCUGCGGCAACUUCUGGCCGGGCUGGCGGGCGAUGCCCCCGCGCGCCACAACGCCGACAUUAAGGACUUCCCCGGCUUUCAGAUCGCCGUGCUCAACAAGGAGGUGAAGCCGCAGCCGUUCCGGAAUGCGUACGACAUCUCUCGGCGGGGGCUGCUGGAUCAGCUGACUCGCAUGAGGGCCAACCUUCUGCGGGCGGCCACGACGCCGCACGGAGCCCUGCGCAGCACUGACGAGGACCAGAUGCACAGUGUGCCGGUGGCCCAGAUGGGGAACUACCAGGAGUUCCUGAAGCAGCAGCCUUCGCCGCUUCGCGAGAUCGACCCCGACCAGCCCAAGAGGCUGCACACGUUCGGCAACCCCUUCAAGCUGGACAAGAAGGGCAUGAUGAUCGACGAGGCGGACGAGUUCGUCACGGGGCCGCAGAACCGCUCGAAGCGGCCGGGCGGCGGCGGCGGCGGCGACGGCGGCGGCGCGCAGAGCCCCUCGAAGCGACGGCGCAACGCCUCUCCGCUGCCGCCCCCUCGGCCGCGGCCCCUCGCGCCGCCCGCCUCGCUGGCGAACCACGUGGUGGGGGGGGUGGCGGCGGGGGGGGGACGCGGCGCCGCCUGCACGCCGACGACGCCACCGCCGCCCACCAUCCUCGCCACGCCCGCCCAGCCCAGCCAGCCGAACCUCAUCAAGCCCGUGGCCAUUCGAGGGACGGAGCUGAACAAUCAAAUCGUCGACAUCAGCUCCGACGACCUGCCCAACGCCAACUCCCAGCCAGCGGUUCCGUUGCCGCCGGCGCCUGCCAUCUCUCCCGCCGCUGCCGCCGCCACCGAAAUGGAAAACCACGUGGGUGCCGGCCUCGCCACCGACGAGGAGGACGAGGAAGACGAAGAGGGCGGCGGCGGCGAUGAGGGCCUUGCCUCCUCCGAGAACCACGCCGCAAACUCCCUGCGAGAGACGCGAGGCCGCGUGGCCGCAGCGACAGACGGCUUGGGCGGGAAGACGGAGAUCAAGGCGGCCAAAGUGCGGGAGACCAACAACGAGAUCUGGGGCAAGGUGGUGCGGGAGAUCCGCAAGCCCGGCCGAAAUUACGAGCACAUCUUCAGCCUCCUGGAGCUGGUGAGAGGGAGCACCGAUCUGCAAGUGAUGUUCAUUCAGAACGUGAUACGGGAGGCAUCCCGCUUCAAGAAGCGCGUGCUCAUCCAGCAGCUGGAAGAGGCCAUGCAGCGUGUACGGACGGGCAAGACUGACAUCCCGAAACCCACGUGCCCGUUGCCAAACCACGUCAACAGCAGGUGAUGGCAGCGCCCGAGAUGCACUGGCCCGGAACCUGGAGAAGGCGCGGCGGCGCCGCCUUCCUCCCAAACGCGGCUUUUGUUUUGUCCUCAAAAAGAUGAGUUCUUGAGAAGGAGAGAGAGAGAGCAGCUUGGAAUCGUGUGAAAUACGACCGCCCGGGAGCCGUGCCGCCAAAGUGGGCGCUUGGUCCGGACGCGCGAUGGAAAACCCGCAGCGCGGAAGGGCCGACGUGCCGAGGCAAAAUUUUGCAGGAGCGCUGAGGAGUGAGUAAAAAAAAAAUUCGAGGUUGCUGCCAACUUCCUCCCGUCAUCAUGGCACGGAGAGAAUGGUGGUGCGCAAGCGAGGAGAGCCGACGGGUUCGUCCGCCAUGCAAGGGAACGAGGCUCUGCAACCAAAGGGGGUGCAGAGGGGAGAGGUUUGUCGGCGAGCUACAGAGUGGGACAGGGAGAACUGCACAAAUGGCAGUGAAUUGACGUGGCAGCCUGUGAUCAAGAUGAUAGAUGGAAGGGCUUGAUGUGGCUGGGUGGGUCGGGGUGAAUCUUUGACCGUAUCCAUACUGCUUGGAAGAGAUGGUGGCAUCGGGGAGUCUCAGUGGAAAUCUGGUGGUGGGGCCUGCAAUUAUACGUGGAGGAGGGGAGUGGUGGGCCCCGUGUCUGUGUAAAGGACAUUGGGGGCCGGGUACAGCACUCGGUGUUGCUGUCUUGUGUGCCCUCUUAUUUAUUUCCUUUUAAAAAGAUAGAAAUGAAAUUCAAAAAUACACAAAUUUUGCACAAAUUAAAAAGUGCUGCUUUGGUCAAUCAGCCGUCACGAAUGUUAAACACUGUUUAUGUUUCUCGAUGCGUAGCCCUGCACAUUUCCUGACUGCAUCGCAGCCCACGUUUUUUCUUUUUUAAAAUAAUCUUCUCUCCAAGGUUUGUCCCUGGACAGCCACUUCCCCACCUACUUAGCUCCAGACAAAACACUGUCUCCGUUCUCCCAGUGCAACCGUCGCUGGGUUUCUCCCUCGGAACCCCCUUCAGUCGUCGAUACGUUGUGAUUUAGAAAGGUAACCAUCUGGCGAAGCAGUUCCUGUCGAUCUCCUUCCAAAAACGGACCCAGGCCUCAAUUUGAUAUUCCCCAACCAUUGCUCAACUGCUGAUCCAGCCAGUGACAUCAAAUAGGUUCAGCUGUUUUUGAUUUGAGUAUGGAAUUAUUUUUUUUCGGACACACGCUCAAAUUUUUUACAGAUUAUUUUCUUUUUUCUGGCCAUAAUUUUUGUUUGUGCCUGAGCCAUAUUUUUUUUGGCUGUAAUGUACUCAUGAGAGGUGGUUUUGGUAAGUUGUGUAAUGUAAACAAUAUUAUAUAUAUAAAAAUUUGAAAUGUAAAAUGUAUUGUGAGUGAAUAUUGUUUUUCUGCCUCUUACUGCGAUUGUGAGAGAUGUUGUGGUAUGUACAGUUGAAAGCCGUUUCUGAACAUUUGUACAUUAUUUUUUAAGGAAAACUUGAUAUUUUUGAGAGAAAAUUUGUUAUUUGUAAGCACUUGUACUUUGCAUUUGCUUUGUAAAAAAAAAAACUUUUAUAUGAUUCAAUAAAUAUUGAUACUUGAUUGUC
Messenger RNA from Lethenteron reissneri (Far Eastern brook lamprey), 4724 nucleotides. RefSeq names its product integrator complex subunit 6 (gene INTS6). Gene Ontology annotation, cellular component: integrator complex. The record is from RefSeq and is a predicted model, not a curated record. Gene Ontology annotation, biological process: snRNA 3'-end processing. Lineage: Eukaryota; Metazoa; Chordata; Hyperoartia; Petromyzontiformes; Petromyzontidae.